Neomonachus schauinslandi (Hawaiian monk seal) is the source of this 3386-nucleotide messenger RNA. RefSeq names its product centriolar coiled-coil protein 110 (gene CCP110). The coding region runs from base 41 to 3079 and encodes 1012 amino acids. Gene Ontology annotation, biological process: centriole replication; regulation of cytokinesis; centrosome duplication. The transcript has 15 exons. NCBI's taxonomy places the organism in Eukaryota, Metazoa, Chordata, Mammalia, Carnivora, Phocidae. Gene Ontology annotation, cellular component: centriole. The record is from RefSeq and is a predicted model, not a curated record.
GCGUGACCAGGCCGUGGGAGAUCAGUGUAACUGUGGGAAGAUGGAGGAGUAUGAGAAGUUCUGUGAGAAUAGUCUUGCCAGAAUCCAAGAGGCAUCACUAUCCACAGAGAGCUUUCUACCUGUCCAGUCUGAAAGCAUCUCACUUAUUCGCUUCCAUGGAGUGGCUGUGCUUUCUCCGCUGCUUAACAUUGAGAAAAGAAAGGAAAUGCAACAAGAAAAGCAGAAAGCACUUGAUGUAGAAACAAGAAAGCAUGUUAAUAGGAAGAAAGCUUUAUUGACUCGUGUCCAGGAAAUUCUUGAAAAUGUUCAGGUUAGAAAAGCACCUAAUGCCAGUGAUUUUGAUCCAUGGGAGACUGAAACAGUUUACUGUGAUUCAGAAGUCAGAAACUUGAAUGUCCCUGUUACAUUUCCAAAUAUCUUGCCAAGCCCUACUGAACACUCUACUUUAGGAAAGUUUGAAAAGAUAACUGGAAUUUUGCCAUUGAAUCAUGAGGACCAAUUUAAAUCUAAUGGGAUAGAUUUAGCUAAGGACUCAGAAUUUAAUUCUCUGAAGCACUGUGAUAGUUCAGAUAUUGUUACCCCUGUGGAAAAUGAAGCUUCUGCAAAGACCCCCUCAGCAACCCCUCAGGAGAGUCUUCUCUCCGAUGGUCACUUCCCAACCAGUGAAGAACAGGACCCGACACUUUUGGAGGAAGUUACUACGGAUCCCUACAUAAUGAGUCUUCAGAACCUGAUGAAAAAGUCAAAGGAAUAUAUAGAAAGAGAACAAUAUAGAUGCAGCCUGAAAAGUAGUGCAAAGAGGCGUGUUCAUGAGAGUCAUUCAGAUAAAGAAAACGAGGCUGUUAAAGUGACUGACUAUGGAAAGGAGAAGGUGCAGUUGACUAGCAGACACUGUGCUUCAGUGAUUCCUGACAAACCAAGCCUUAAUAAAUCAAAUGUUCUUCUCCAAGGUGCUUCCACUCAAGCAAGCAGCAUGAAUGCGUCUGUUUUAGGUAGCUUUUCUAAAGUGGACAUACCUGUACGAACUGGCCAUCACACUGUUGUAGACCCUGAUUCUGAUUUUAAAGUCAUCCCCACUUUUGUUCCCGAAAGUAACGUUAUCAAAAGUCUUACUGGUUCAUAUGCCAAAUUACCUAGUCCAGAGCCAAGCCUGAGUCCUAAAAUGCAUCGAAGGCAUUCUAGGCCAUCAUCAGCAUGUCAUAUACUUAUAAAUAACCCAAUAAAUGCCUGUGAGUUAAGUCCUAAAGGAAAAGAGCAGGCGGUAGACUUAGUUGUUCAAGAUACUGAUGAAAAAACAAAUGUACCUGAAACUGUGCCAAAGUUACCAGUUGAUUUAGCAGGAGUUUGUCCAAGCAAGGUUUAUGUCAGCAAAAAUACAUCUGAAGCCAUACAGGAAGCGGUUUUAGGUAAAUCAAAUCAGGUAUGCCAGUCUUCAGGAAAUCAGUUAGAAAACAAGGUCAUUCAUGGACUUGCUGUCAUGGAAGGUCAGUUAACAUCUGAUGGGAGAGGACCACCCAAAAUGGACGGUGUGUGUACUGCAAUGCCAAGAUCGCAUGAGCCAUAUGCCACCAGUCAGUGUGUAGUGAGUCAGAACUUCGGAACUGUGAGCGCACUCAAGUCAGCCAAUGUGUUAGAGAAAAAUGCCUGCAAUUUACAAAUGGAACUGAAUAAGUCUUAUGAUGUAAAAAACCCAUCUCCUUUACUGAUGCAAAACCAGAAUACCAGACAGCAGAUGGACACCCCUACAGUGUCCUGUGGAAAUGAACCAUUUUUGGAUAACAGUUUUGAGAAAGUUAAACGGAGACUUGAUUUAGAUAUUGAUAGUUUGCAGAAAGAAAACUGCCCUUUUGUCUUAGCAACUGGAAUAGCUGAACAGGAAAGGCAGCAUUUGCCAGAAAAAAGAUACCCCAAGGGAUCUGUCUACAUCAACAAGAAUAACAUGUUAGACAGUAGUUCCAAAGAAGGCGAGGAGAUAUUAAAAAGCAAGAUGUUAGCUUUUGAAGAAAUGCGGAAGAGGCUAGAAGAACAGCAUGCCCAGCAGUUAUCACUACUCAUAGCUGAGCAGGAAAGGGAACAGGAAAGAUUGCAGAAGGAAAUAGAAGAACAGGAGAAAAUGUUAAAAGAGAAGAAGGUGAUUGCAGCUGAAGCAUCUGAAUCAGGCAUUAACAACACAGUGGACUUAGAAUGGAGAAAAAUAAGUGAGUCUGGUUUGCUGGAAACAAUGCUGUCUCAGGUGGACUCGCUCCAUCCUUCAAACGCUAGUUCUGGUUUCACAAACUCUGCCCUGCAGCAUAGCUUUGCUUCUGCAAAUGAAGCACCCUUCUACCUCUGGGGAUCAUCAACUAGUGGCUUGACCAGAGUCUCAGUAACAAGGCCUUUUGGAAGGGCCAAACCUAAAUGGUCUCAGGUUUUCAGUCCGGAAGUACAAACAAAAUUUAACAAGAUAACUGCAGUGGCAAAAGGAUUUCUUACUCGUAGGCUUAUGCAGACAGAUAAGCUGAAACAACUUCGCCAAACUGUGAAAGACACUAUGGAAUUCAUAAGGAGUUUUCAGUCAGAAGCACCAUUGAAGAGAGGAGUUGUUUCAGCACAAGAUGCUUCUCUUCAGGAAAGAGUGUUAGCUCAGUUGCGAGCUGCCCUGUAUGGUAUUCAUGACAUAUUCUUUGUAAUGGAUGCAGCGGAAAGAAUGUCUAUUCUACAUCAUGAUCGAGAAGUUCGCAAAGAGAAAAUGCUCAGGCAAAUGGACAAAAUGAAAAGUCCACGAGUGGCCCUGUCGGCUGCAACACAGAAGUCUCUCGAUAGGAAGAAGUACAUGAAAGCUGCUGAAAUGGGAAUGCCAAAUAAGAAAUUUCUGGUUAAACAAAAUCCUUCUGAAACAAGAGUCCUUCAGCCAAACCAAGGACAGAAUGCACCCAUUCACAGGCUACUUAGUAGACAAGGAACCCCUAAGACAUCAGUGAAGGGGGUUGUGCAAAAUAGACAGAAGUCUUCACAGAGCAGAGUGCCUAACACAGCGCCUGUUUCAGGAGUAUAUGCAGGAAAAAUCCAAAGAAAGCGGCCAAAUGUUGCGACAAUUUAAGAAGACAACAUUCGUUAGGAUAAACAAGGGGCGGGAUGGGGGGCUUCAUGCUUACUGUUUUCCCUGCCCAGGACUCUUUAGUUAACCCUGGACUGUUUACACAGGCAAAGUGACAUCAAAGGGCUGAGCAAUAUCUGCAGACUUGAUCAGUCUGGCUAAUUCCUUCCCUACACCCUCAUUAUCCUCUUAACAUUAGGUCUGGGUGAAGACACAGUAGUAUUUAGUAAUCGACCAUCUCUUUGCUUAACCUGUACAAACUUAAGUUUGUUUUCUGUACCCAGAUGUCUGCUGAGAACGUUUUUUGUAA